GUUGGCGGUAAAAGAACGUUAGUGUGCAACAAAAAUAUACAAAAUUAAAUUAAAUCUAGAACGUUAGUCAGUUGUUUUCGUUAUAUUACAGAGAUCAGCUGCUAACAACAACAACAAAAAAAAUAAAAAGAUAUUGGUCAAGUUCAAGAAACUUUUUUUUUUUUGUUAAACAAUAUAAUUUAAAACACAAACAAAUAUAACUUUCGUUUAACUGAAUUGAAAUAUUCCAUAUAAAUAUGAAAAAAUUUAAACAAUUGUGUCAUUUUAUUUUGUAAGAUUGAAAAAAAAAAAUACACAAAUAUAAUUAAUUAUUUUGCGCAAUAAUUUAUUUAUACUUGAACAUAAGAUCAAAAAAAAAAAAACAAAAAAAAUUGCACUUAAAAUACUAGAGAAAAAAUAAAUGUAACUAAAUAAAACAAUAAAAAUAAUAAUUAUAAUAAUAAAACAAAAUUGUAAACUAAAAUAUUACACAUUUUAAAAAUACAAAAACUCAAACCAACUUGAAUAAAAUUCUAUACAUAAUAAUACGAUGUCGGCGGCUACUUUAAAAGCAAUAAAUUUAAAAAAUGAUUUUCUUAUAGAAAAUUUAAAGAAAUCUUCCCAGCAGCAGCAUGACUUGAGUCGGCGUUACGAACAACUGCUGACUACGGAAAAAUAUGUGGACUGUGUCUUUGUGGUGGGUGAGGCGGGCAAAGUAAAGUGCCAUAAACUGAUAUUGGCCUCGGCCAGUCCCGUCUUCGAGGCCAUGUUCUAUGGCCCCAUUAGUGAAGCGGAAAGUUUUGUGGAGAUUUUGGAUAUGAGUGUGGAAAUGUUUCAGCUCAUGAUUUUAUAUAUUUACAAGGGUUCCAUUGACUUUCAUACACUUACGCUAGAGGAGACCAUUGAAUUGUAUUAUGGUGCUGAGAAAUAUUUGCUAAAUGAAUUGAAAACGGAGUGCUUGGAGAAUAUACAAAUGAAAUUGAGAUUUUCCAAUAUUUUGGCUUCAUUGGAAUUGAGUAUUUGCUUAGAUCUCGGCAGACUAAUGAAUAUUUGCAUGAAUUUCUUUACCCGCUGUUGUCUGAGUGAGUCACAGUUUGUGGCCUAUUUGAAAACACAUUAUUAUCAUGUGUCCAAGGAUUGCAUUAAGACCAUCAUAAAUCUAUGCAAAGAUCAGAUACCGGCACAAAGUCUGUUAUGGUUUAUAUACGAAUGGUGCCAGCAGGAAUGUGUGGAAAUGGGUUUAAAAUCCAGCGAGUGCUCUACCAUUAUAGAAGAUCUCAAUUUGUCGGAAGCUAAGGACUCUUUAGAAAUUAAGGACAGCCUAAAACCUCAAUAUACCCAAACUAUAGAAAGAUGCUACUACAAGGCCUGUCGUCCCUUCAACAUUGAUUACGAUAAUUAUGUAUGGCUAUCGCAUAUAAAAUCGAAUAGGUUUAUUAACCUGCAAGGUCUUACCCUACAAAGUCGCCUAAUGCCGCAUCUAACGCGCCAGCAGGUACCUGGUGAUUAUAUGGAGAAUUUACGUAUAGAAAUUACGGCGCCCAACUAUGACUCUAGCCUGCUGUGGUCCUAUGACGUAUCUAAACAAUUAACAAAAUAUAAUUGUGAUUUAAGUAUAAAAUGGCCCAAGGGCAUUGUAUUAUCGCCCGAUAUAGAAUAUCAAAUUAAACUGGUGUGGCGGCCCACCCAAUGUCAAGGUGCCGAAUAUCCCUGUAGCUUGUUUUCCCAUUUGGUGGAUGGUAUACAAUUUAGAGACUGGGAUACUCACAGUGGUAGUUUAAUUAAAGGUUUACAUUUUAUAAAUUUAGUUUAAGUUUUUAGUAAAUAAAAUAAAUAAAUUUUAGCAUAGAUUAAAUAGACUAAACAUUUUAAUUAACUUUCUUUAACACAAAUUAUAUUAGUUUAAUAUUUUAAAUUAUGUACUUAAAAAAAAAAUCAUAAUA
This is a messenger RNA of Calliphora vicina (urban bluebottle blowfly), 1922 nucleotides long. RefSeq names its product BTB/POZ domain-containing protein 6. The transcript has 2 exons. Gene Ontology annotation, molecular function: protein binding. Gene Ontology annotation, biological process: neurogenesis. Gene Ontology annotation, cellular component: P-body; cytosol. Lineage: Eukaryota; Metazoa; Arthropoda; Insecta; Diptera; Calliphoridae. The record is from RefSeq and is a predicted model, not a curated record. Bases 530 to 1792 code for a protein of 420 amino acids.